Ilex paraguariensis (yerba mate) is the source of this 732-nucleotide messenger RNA. The record is from the annotation of a GenBank genome assembly. Lineage: Eukaryota; Viridiplantae; Streptophyta; Magnoliopsida; Aquifoliales; Aquifoliaceae.
AUGGGAAUUCAGAAGCCAACAUGGUUGGAAGCCCUCUACAGGGAGAAGUUCUUCAUGCCAUGUUCUAUUCAUGAAACUGCAAAGAAGAAUGAGAAAAAUGUUUGUUGUUUGGAUUGUUGCACAAGCAUUUGCCCCCAUUGUGUACCUUAUCAUCGCUUCCAUAGGCUUGUUCAAAUUCGUCGUUAUGUGUACCAUGAUGUUGUCCGAUUGGAAGACCUUGAAAAGCUUAUAGACUGCUCGAACGUUCAGGCCUAUACCAUUAAUGGUGCCAAAGCUGUUUUUAUCAAGAAGCGACCUCAAAACAGGCAAUUCAAAGGGUCUGGAAACUAUUGUACUUCUUGCGCCAGAAGCCUUCAAGAGCCUUUUAUCCAUUGCUCUCUAGGGUGCAAGGUGGACUUCGUGCUCAAACACUGUAAGAGCCUGUCUCCUUUCUUAAGGUCAUGCAAUUCUUUACAACUAAGUCCUGACUUCUUCAUCCCUCAAGACAUGGGUGACGAUGAAUUGACCAAUGAGACACCUCAUUCAACGAUCGUGGACUGCGAUGAGCGGGUGAGCUCGUCUUCCGGCUCGUCAGGGUCGGAGAACAUGAGCUGGGCAUGCACUGAGUUUGUUAGGAAGAAGAGAAGUGGAUUGUAUGUGUGUUCGAAAUCAGCUAACAAAGUUGGAGAAGAGGACAUGGAAGCAACCAUGAGUAGAAGAAAAGGCAUUCCCCAUAGAUCUCCUUUAUGUUAG